GUAAUAGCUUCCAGUUCAUCUUUGUCUAAAAAAUUAAGAGUUGUCGAACUGCAGUAUGAACAUAUUGGGAUGGGCGGUGAUGGCAGCUAUUGGAUGCAAUGCAGCUAUAAGCGUGAGAGUGUCAAAUGAACUCGGGGCAGCUCAUCCAAGAACGGCUAAAUUUUCAGUGGUGGUGGUGGUAGUAUCCUCAUUCUUGAUUGGCCUUCUUCUAUCGGUCUUUUUACUUGUCUUUCGAAGGCAAUAUCCUACCUUAUUCGCGGAGAGUGAAUCAGUCAAGCGUCUUGUCUAUGAGCUAACACCAUUACUUGCAUUCUGCAUAGUGGUUAACAACAUUCAGCCAGCUCUAUCUGGUGUGGCAAUUGGAGCAGGAUGGCAAGCUUUGGUUGCUUAUGUCAAUAUUGCUUGUUACUAUUUGUUUGGUAUUCCACUGGGUUUACUAUUAGGGUAUAAGCUCAAUAUGGGUGUCCAAGGUAUUUGGUAUGGAAUGGUUAGCGGAACUCUGAUUCAAACUUUCGCCUUAUUUUGGAUAGUUUACAAAACCAGCUGGAACAAAGAGGCUUCUAUUGCAGCAGAGAGGAUAAAAAUGUGGGGAGGGGAAUCAAAUGGAAAGGCCGAUGAUGCAGAGAAAUGAACUGCGAUUUGGAGUCAUUGCAUUAAGCUCAUCAAGUGUAUAUGAAGAAAUUUUGAAAAUUUAAGUUGCUUAUUGUUCAAUGUAACAGCUCAGUAGUACUAGUGUUAAUCAUUGUAAGGAACUUUGCCAAAAUUAUUCUCAACUUGAAAGUGGACAAGACCCUUGAUAAGUUAGCUUUUAGCUAAUUUUUCUAGUGUUUUGAUAUAGCUUUACGCCCCAUUUGUCAGAAUUAAUUGAUUAAUUAUGCUU
This is a messenger RNA of Nicotiana tabacum (common tobacco), 880 nucleotides long. Lineage: Eukaryota; Viridiplantae; Streptophyta; Magnoliopsida; Solanales; Solanaceae. The record is from RefSeq and is a predicted model, not a curated record.